This is a messenger RNA of Paramecium octaurelia, 1458 nucleotides long. Lineage: Eukaryota; Ciliophora; Oligohymenophorea; Peniculida; Parameciidae. The record is from the annotation of a GenBank genome assembly.
AUGGGAUCAUGUGCGUCAAUGAAAUAAAAAAAAAUAGAUGGAAAUAUUUAAAUUGCAGCAUAUAAGUGAAUAUAUGUUAUAAUUACAGAGUUUGCAUAACUGCUUUCAUCUGGAAUAAAGAAAGUCAUAACUUAUUCGAUUUUGAGAGUCACCAAGCAUGUCGAAAAGAGCUGGAACUAGAUUUCUCAGGUAACCAAGUUGUUCAAUAUGAAUUAGCAACACUUUCUAUGGUCGAUAAUUAAAUUAUAGCAUUAAGUGAAAAUGUAAAUUUAUUAUCACAUUUUAUGAAGGAAUAUGUUAAAAAACAGGUUCAGCUCCUUAAAGUUGAUUGCGAAUAAGAUUACGUGACUCUGUCAGGAAUGAGUUAGAAAUCAGAUUAAAGAGUGUGGGCUAUACUAUGCAGAAGACCAGAAUUUGAGUCAUUGAAUGUAUAAAUAUAAAUGAAAACAAAAAGGAAUGGGAAUUAUAAACAGGAGAUAUCAUAAAAUUAGGAAGGAUGAAAUUACAAUUACUCGAUUUUAAUUAUGAUUUAGAUGCAUUGCAAUAAUAAAAAGACUAAACUGAUAUCAACGAUGAAGAAAUAUAGUCCCAAGAUCUAGAUCCAGAUGGUUGUUAAUGUAGAAUUUGUUUUUAAAAAAAUGCAACAGUUUCAAAUCCUCUUUUUAGUCCUUGCAAAUGUAAAUUAAUUUAACUUAAAUUACAGGUAUCGGUUCCAUGAAAUAUGUUCAUCUUCAUUGUUUAUAAGUUUGGAUUUAGUAAUCAAUUAAAGUUAAAAAUCAGUAAUCUUCAACCUAAUACAUCUGGAAGAAAAUGGAAUGUGAAAUUUGCAAAAUGCCAUUGAAAAGCACAUAUACUUACUAAAGAUAGAUCUUCUGUAUUAUGCAAAUUCAAAAGCCUACAGUGCCUUAUAUGAUUUGGAAAAUUACUUCUGAUGACAAAUCUAAGGAGGGAAUCAUUUAGGUGAUGGAACUCUAAGAUAAAGCAGAGAUCAAAAUUGGAAGAAUACCUGACUGUGAUAUCAAACUUAAAGAUAUUUCAGUGUCCAGAAGUCAUGCCUUAAUCAAAGUUAUCAAAUAAGAAGAUAAUCACUUCAAACUUAUUCUAUAAGAUAAUAAUUCCAAAUUUGGAACUCUUUUAUAUGCCUAGUCUGAUAAAUUACUCAAGUAUAAUUUGCCAUCAUUGCAAAAAGUGCUUUACUAGAUUGGAAGAGUCUUAUUGUACAUUCAAUUUAAGGAUAAAGGCAAGUCCUACAAUAAACAGUAAAUCUCCAUUUCAUUAACUUAGAUUCACUUGUUACAAACACCCUGAUAAAAUUGUAGUCCAAACAAAAAUAAAUCAAAAUGAAUAAGCCACAAUCAUACCGAAUGUUGAAAAAGAUAAAGAUAAUCAACUAUCAUUUUAAACUAAUAAUGAAUUACAUUAAGAAGAUAUCGUAAUUAAUGUAAAAUAAAUAUGAAU